Messenger RNA from Oncorhynchus masou masou (cherry salmon), 3234 nucleotides. RefSeq lists its product as uncharacterized. The record is from RefSeq and is a predicted model, not a curated record. NCBI's taxonomy places the organism in Eukaryota, Metazoa, Chordata, Actinopteri, Salmoniformes, Salmonidae. The transcript is spliced from 4 exons. Bases 1 to 3234 code for a protein of 1077 amino acids.
AUGUUCUCCAAGAACCGCUUCAAUGGACAACACGGAACACCCGUUGCACCCAAAGGGGACACCAAGGAACGGGUUCGCAAAAAGAGGGCCCCCAACCCCAGGGUAGUGCUUGUCAUUCGGGAGAAGAUCCACCGCCUGCUCCAAGGAUCCGGCCAGGAACUACCCACCCCAGACCUUUACUAUGCUGGGAACGAGGAGGAGGGGGGAGGAGAGGGACAGGAGAAGAGAAAGGAGGCCACAAAUAUUUUUGUGAGGUGUGCGCCCAGAGAGGAAGUUUGCUCCUCGAGGAUCCCCACCUGUAAGCCACAUGGAGGGGUGUCUGGGGCUUCCUGCAUUGGGGAGGUGGAGCUGAACAGAGAGGGCUGUGUCAGGAUCCCUUGCACUCUGCAGCACAAUAGCAGAAGCCAAUCUCCAGGGAAGCAGAAAUUGAGUAUCCCAGACGGGAUUAGGACUGUCCCGGAAAAGAGACGAACACCCAAACACCAGAAAUGGAUAAUCCCGGCAGGUAUCCGGACCAUUCCAGAACAGAGAAGAGAAGCCCUACACCAGAACCAGAUUAGCCCAAACAGGAACAGCUCAACGUUUGCCUCAGAGGCAGGGGCAGCAGGAGGGAAGGUUGACUUCAGUCGGACCCGUGUAGAUCAAAAGAGACCUGUUUUUAUGGGUGACUAUGUGGAUUACACCUUCAACAGAAUACGGCACGAUACUCUGCUGGAGGUGGACGAGGAAGAAGAAGACGAGGAGGAGGAAGAGGAGGAAGAGGAGGAAGAGGAGGAAGAGGAGUCUAGUGCCAUCAUCGAGCACAUUCUCAAAGAGCUGAGAGGGAUCAACAAAAUCCAGGAGGAGAUCUCGGACCUGCGAGAUUACCUUUCAUCCGUGCGUGGCUCUGUAGAGGAGGUGUCUUCCUGUGUGGAUGCUGUUCUCCUGGAGAUAGAGGGCAUUCGCUCAGGAAACAAGGCUAGUGGCAGUCCAGGAGAUGGGGCUUGGUCUGGGGCAGCAGGAGGCAAUGACGGAGCCUCCUUCACCCCUCACCAGAGGCCUGUCAGCGCCUAUGGCAGUUUAGGCAGGCAGAUGGUGCCUUCAGAUUCCAAUGUCUGCCGACCGUCCGUCUUCAGCCAACGCCACAGCAUCCACGGGAUGCCAGUGGAGUUCCACUUGCCAACAUUAGAAGAGAAGUCUACCACAGUCUCGCCAGGCACCGAAUUAGUGGAGCCUGAUGGCCAGAAGCAGGAGGAUGAUGAGCUGCCGAAACACAGCAUCCCAGGGCCCACCAUGGUCAGCAAACUGAGCUGUGGCUACCUGGAACGGCAGGACGACCAAGACUUCCCCAGCACCAGCUCCCUGUCCUCAGGACACAGCAUCAAUUCAGAGUCGGUCCUUGAGAGACCCUCAUCCAGCCACGGUGCAAGGCGUGGUGGUGCUAGAGAUGGUAGUAGGGGUGGUGGUGCUAGAGGUGGUAGUAGGGGUGGUGGUGCUAGAGGUGGUAGUAGGGGUGGUGGGGUGGAGAGCUGGGGUGGUGGGGGCGGAGAACAUGGUGGGACUGAGAAGACUAUAUGGUGUGAAGAACAAUGUUUUUCCAGACAGAGCAGUCUGGAAGAGCAGGAAGGAGAGGGGCCUGCCUGUUUGGAGGGGACAGGGAGCUGGGAUCGGUACAGGGGCUCAGAUGGGUAUAGUACUGGUACCCUGGCCGAGUCCUCCACAGGAAGCUCCGACCUCCACUCUCUCCACUCCUCUGGACUACACUACAACUCCCCCGCCAGCACUUCCAGUCGUGAGGAGUGGCGCUGUCAUAGACGGAGGCUGCAACAACAUCAUGGCACUCAAGUUCCUACAGACAUCCACUCAGAGUAUCCCAGCCUGGGAUACAAGGGUGCUGCUGAUUGCUUAUUUCCCCAGAGCUCUGGUUGCCACUCAGUGGAAGGACAUACAGAAGGAGUGGAGAGCUAUGGCUACACAGCUACCCCCACAGAUCUCAGCUACACAACUGACUGUCAAGUAGAUAGUUACCUGGAGAACUAUUCUGGCCAUGAGCACGACGUGACUGAAGAAUUUACAGAGGUGACCUGUACCUGGGGCUCACUACAGGUGACAGGUACUACUGUGGCUGAAACAGACAUGCCAUUGGUCAGUACAGAUGAAGGAGUUAUGCUAGGGCACCUCCCGCGCCCUAACAGCGCAGAGAUCCAAAACGUUGGUUUUAACGUGAAGCGGAUUGGGCGAGCCGUGCUGGACUUCAGCUCCGCCCUGCGGGAGGCCUUACGCAAGUUGGAUGGACCUGGAACCGAGAAGAGUCCUGGAGAUGAGACUGAGCCCACAAGCUUUUUGGCGGAGUCUCAAACAAACCUACCCCACGCAGAUAUGUCCCAAACGUCAAAAGAGGAUGGGUUGGACCCAGGGGCCUUGGACGACACAGAGAGACUAACCCAGACCUGUGUCCUCUCCUCUGCCCCCUCAGAAACCUGCCCAGGUGAAACCCUGCCAGAGGAGGUCAGCGACGGCCACCAACAGGCUCAGGAUGACCCUUAUGGACCUUCUCUCCUUCCUUACUCCGGACAGGACGUUUCCCAAACAGGCCUAGACUUUGCUUCACUUGGCCCAGAGCCUAUGGUCUCCCCACCCAAUGCAGAGGCAGAAGAAAAAGGAGCCACUCCUCUGCCUCAGGGCCCAACACACACCCCCACUCGGAACAUCUCUCUAUCGCAAUGCACCACUGUAGAGUCCCUCUCACUCUCCUUCUUGGCUGAGGAGUCGGCACCCCAGGAGGAGCAGGGAGACGAACCCCCAUCCCUGUCGCUGCCACAGCCCAACACAAAAGACCCAGAUACGCCUGCAGCCCCAGAAGGCGAGGCAGCAAGAGAUGCAGCGGGAAAGGCAGAGAGAGCAGAGGAGCACACCCCGGAGAUAAGCCAGAGGGAGGUGCGGAGGCUGAAGUGCCUGAGAACCUUCCAGCAGAUCCUUCGGGAGAAGAGGGAGUCACGGCGCCAGCUCAACAGCAUGACCAUGUCCACCUUCAAGGAGGACAACCUCAUUCCAGAUGGAAGUCGACAAGACAAUCAGGGCCGAGACAGAGAUGGAGAGCCCAGCAAGCACCCGUUGGCCAAGCCUGCUGGUGCCACACCCUUUGGGAUCGACAGUAUGCCUGACCUCCGCAAAAAACAGCCUAUCCCCCUGGUCGGCGAGCUGGUGAGUUCUUUUGACCCCUCAACCCUGCCCUCUUACCUAUUGUCAUUUUGA